Molecule: messenger RNA, 1542 nt
Organism: Cynocephalus volans (Philippine flying lemur)
Lineage: Eukaryota; Metazoa; Chordata; Mammalia; Dermoptera; Cynocephalidae
Gene: MMP27
Product: matrix metallopeptidase 27
Exons: 10
Coding region: 1-1542 (513 amino acids)
Biological process (GO): proteolysis; extracellular matrix organization; collagen catabolic process
Cellular component (GO): extracellular matrix
Molecular function (GO): zinc ion binding; metalloendopeptidase activity
Source: RefSeq, a predicted model, not a curated record
AUGAAGAGUCUUCUGCUUCUGUUUUUGCUUUUUAUAACUUUUUCUUCUGCAUUUCCUGUCAACCAAAACAUGGAAAAUGAAGAAAACGUGCAACUGGCCCAGGCAUAUAUCAACCAGUUCUACUCUCUUGAAAUAGAAGGGAGACAUCUUGUUCAAAGUAAGAACAGGAGUCUCACAGACGGCAAAAUUCGGGAAAUGCAAGCAUUUUUUGGAUUGACAGUGACUGGAAAACUGGACUCGAACACUCUUGAGAUCAUGAAGACACCUCGGUGUGGGGUGCCUGACGUGGGUCAAUACGGCUACACUCUCCCUGGGUGGAGAAAGUAUAACCUCACCUACAGAAUAAUGAACUACACUCCGGAUAUGGCACAAGCCGAUGUAGAUGAGGCUAUCCAAAAAGGUUUAGACGUAUGGAGCAAGGUUACUCCACUAAUAUUCACCAAGAUUUCCAAGGGGAUUGCAGACAUCAUGAUUGCCUUCAGGACCCGAGUCCAUGGUCGGUGUCCUCGUUACUUCGAUGGCCCCUUGGGAGUCCUUGGCCAUGCCUUUCCUCCUGGUCUCGGUCUGGGUGGUGACACACACUUUGAUGAGGAUGAAAACUGGACCAAGGAUACAGCAGCAGGAUUCAACUUGUUUCUUGUGGCUGCUCAUGAAUUUGGUCAUUCUCUGGGGCUCUCUCACUCCAAUGAUCAAACAGCAUUGAUGUUCCCAAAUUAUGUCUCCCUGGAUCCUAACAAAUACCCACUUUCUCAAGAUGAUAUCAAUGGAAUCCAAUCCAUCUAUGGAGGUCUACCUAAGACACCUGCAAAGCCAAAGGAAUCUACUGUACCUCAUGCCUGUGACCCUGACUUGACUUUUGAUGCUAUUACCACUUUCCGCAGAGAAGUAAUGUUCUUUAAAGGCAGGCACCUGUGGAGGACCUAUUAUGAUAUCGCCAACGUUGAAUUUGAAUUAAUUGCUUCAUUCUGGCCAUUGCUGCCAGCUGACCUUCAAGCUGCCUAUGAGAACCCCAAAGAUAAGAUCCUGGUUUUUAAAGAUGAAAAUUUCUGGAUGAUCAGAGGAUAUGCUGUUCUGCCAGAUUAUCCCAAAUCCAUUCAUAUACUUGGCUUUCCAAGAUCCGUAAAGAAAAUUGAUGCAGCUGUCUGUGACCAAAACACAAGAAAAACCUACUUUUUUGUGGGCAUUUGGUGCUGGAGGUAUGAUGAGAUUACCCAAACCAUGGACAAAAGUUACCCACAGAGGGUGGUAAAACACUUUCCAGGAAUUGGUCUCCGUGUUGAUGCUGCUUUCCAGUAUAAAGGAUUCUUCUAUUUCUCCCGUGGAUCAAAGCAAUUCGAAUAUGACAUUAAGGCAAAGAACAUUACCCGAAUAACAAGAACCAAUACUUGGUUUCAGUGUAAAGGACCAUUUAACUCAUCAUUUGAUUUUGGUAUUAACAAGGAAAAAGUACAUUCAGGAGGAGUGGAGAUAUUGUAUCAUAAGAGUUUAAGUUUGCUUAUUUUUAGUAUCAUUAAUCUGCUGAAAAAAAUUUAUAGUUAUUAA